Messenger RNA from Pantherophis guttatus, 732 nucleotides. The record is from RefSeq and is a predicted model, not a curated record. NCBI's taxonomy places the organism in Eukaryota, Metazoa, Chordata, Lepidosauria, Squamata, Colubridae.
AUGUUGCUCUGUGAGAUCACUCUUGAUAUUUCUCCAGUGAUCGCCUUUGAUGAGGAUCCUAUUGAAGAGCAACUGGGGAGUUUGGAAAGACAGAGGCUUAUUAUCAACCAAGAUGCUCUUUCACGGCUAAAGUUGCUCAACAAGUCUCUGCCUCAGUCCAAAUGUGUGGAGAAAUGUCACCCUGGAUUUGUAAAACGGGCUCGGAAAGAAGAACCAAUUUGCUGCUACGAUUGUAUUCCUUGUCCGGAGGGGACCAUCUCCACACAGGAAGAUACUGAAAAAUGCACCAAGUGCCCAGAUGACAAAUAUCCCACUGAUGACAGAAUCCAAUGUAUCCCCAAAAGAAUAACCUUCCUGUCCUAUGAAGAACUUCUGGGCAUCAUCCUGGUCUCCUUUGCUGUACUCUUGUUUCUAACAACAGGCUUUGUUUUAGUCAUAUUCCUUAAAUACUUAGAAACUCCCAUUGUCAAAGCUAACAACCGGGACCUGUCCUACAUCCUCCUGGUUUCCCUCUUGCUUUGCUUCUUGUCCUCCUUUUUCUUCAUUGGCCGACCAAGGAAAGCCACCUGCCUUCUCCGACAAACAAUAUUCAGUAUCAUCUUCUCAGAGAGAUCCAGUCCAAAGACCCCUCUGCAGCGGUUCGUCAGCCCGAGAUUUCGCAGGGCUCAUCAGAGCCCACUAAUUCCUGACUGUCUCACCACGACAUGCCCGGUCAAAUCUCCCUUGAGCUGA